UUUCCCCUCUCCUCCUCUUCCCCUCCUCCUCCCCCUCUUCCUCCUCUUCCUCCUCCUCCACUUUUUUCCUCCUCUUCCUCCUCCUCCCCUCCCUCCAUUACCACCUCCUUCUCUGUCUUUUCUUGUUGUUGAGAGAACAAACUGGCUUUAGAUUCACUACGUCGUCAAGGGUGUUCCAGUCCGUCUGCCUUCACCUCCCUAGUACUGGGGUGACAGGCACACCAUCACACCUUGUUUAUCUGUUGAAAAUUGAACACAAGUCUUCAUUCAUGCUGGGCAAGUGUCCUACCACCUAAGUUAUAGCCCUUGGAUGGUCUCAGGACUUUGGGCUUGUUUGUCACUGUUUUUUUCAUGGGGCUGUAAUCUGCUGCAUGGGUGUGAGCAUGCUCCCCAGUGCUGGGAGGGGGCAGGGACAAGGACAUUUCUCCUGAGAUUUCCUCCGUCUGCCUCAACUUUCCUUUCUUUAAAGAUUGCAGACAUUGGUGUGGUCAGGGUGUCUGGGGUUCGCAGGCCUCCUUGCAUUCCCUACCCUCUUCAUGUUGUGCUCCCAUUUUUCUGAAUAUGGACUUUGUGGGUCGGAGGGGACCCAUUUGGUGUCUGAUAACCUAAGUGUGCCCACCCCUGCUCAGCAUCUCCCCAGCAAUGACUACAUCUGUGAGAGUUGGCGUCCUCACUCAGAGCCCUGCAGCUCUCCUGGUGUGCCUGCUAGCCAUGUGUAGUCUGUGACUGACUGUCCUGCACGCUCUGUCUUCUGAAGUCUUUCAAGUAUUUACCUUUUAGGCUAUGGCGAUACUCAGUUGGUAGCAUUCCCGGAAACAUGUGAAAAAGCUGGUUGAGGGGGUGCACACUAUAACCCCAGUGCUGGGGAGGUGGUUCCCUGGAGCUGCCUGGCUGGUCAGCAUAGCCUACUACUCGAGUGAAAAAGACACUAUCUUUAAAAAGAAAACAAAAAACAAAACCAAACCAAAACAAAAGCCAGCAGCAGCAGGAGCAGCAAAAACCAAAUCCAAGGUUGAUGGCCCAAGGUGAACUGAACUGCACUGGAGCCUGACCUCUGUGCCGGCAUACACACGUGUCACACAACCCCCGCCCCCAACACAUGGCUAGGACAGGGUGACAGUGACCGUGGUAGAACACUCUCAUGAUGGAAUGAAGGAGCUGUAUGUGUGGACCUCUGAGGUCUGUUCGCCUGUGCUCUUCCUGAUUGCAUUCACAUUAGAGGGGGCGGGAGCUUGGGAUUAGCCCUGGGUAGGGAGGUGGGGAGUGGAGCUGAGGGCUGAACAGGCUCCUCACCCCUUCGAGAAGGGGUGGAUCUGCAUCUCAAGGUCUCCUUGGCUGCCAAUGCCUCUUUCCCAUCCAGGACUGUCCUGCCGAGCUGAGCUGGGAGUGUGUCUCUUGUUGGGUAUCCUUAGUAAACGCUGAAAUCAAAAAUGAAAUUGUUUUUAUUUAACCAUUUUACCAGAUGUUCCCUUGGGCUUGAUAGAUGCAGCCUUUACUAGAAAGUUGCACUCCUGAGACACGGUGUUAUGGACACGGUUGCUAUAGACAGUGACAGUUGGCAGGUUGGCCUUUGCAUCUUUUUUUAAAUGUGUUUUCCUCCCACAAGCAAUGUUCUUUCAUUGGUGCCCUUUCAUCUUCUGGGCUACAGGUCUGGCUUAUGAGAGCCUACCAGAUAUAAACGCUGUUCUGUUGAGGUGUGAAAGGGGCCAGCAGGCCCAUGCAUGUUGCAAGUAAGCCUCCUUAGGAUCUGAAGGAAGCAGCAGCCAGGUGACUCCCCUAGAAACGGAGGCCGCUGUCCUGGUAUAGGGUUCAGAAAUCUACAGAUCUUACCAGGGCUAGCUGGGUCUGAAAUGCUGGCCUUCAGCACUUCUAAUGGAACACCCCUCAGGUGGGGUUUGUGAGGAGGGCAAGAGGACCAGAGAACCCACAGAAGCUGAAUUGCAGGCCUGUCCCCUCCCUCCUGCCUCGCCCCUUCCUGCCAGCAUUUCCUUUGGCCAAGUUGUAGAGUUUGCUAAAAGCCUGAUGUUACGGAAGGUAGGGAAACAAAGAAAGAGGAAGUGGCUAGCUGUAAUUCUGACAGCAGAUCUGUUUUCUCUGAAAAUGGAACUGCAGCGAUGCAUGCAACGUUCUUGGCAGGCGGCACUCUGUAAAUAACGCCUCCCAGGAGUUCCCAGCCUCUCCCAGGCCCGCAGGAAGCUUCCCCUGCAGCGCGGGGCAGGCAGCCCCGCACCUCACACCCUCCUCCCGGGGACUCUUAUUCUGACGGGGUGCGCGCCCGCCUUGCCUGCCAAGUUUGUGAGGCCCCAGGCCUUCUUGUGGGAGGACGCUGGGCUGUCUUCAUGCUCCUUGGCAAUGAUUAAAGUGAGGAAUAAGACUGUCAACGGAGACUGCCGCAGAGAUCCCCGGGAACGGAGCCGCAGUCCCAUCGAACGGGCUGCAGCCCCCGCUGUAAGCUUGCAUGGUGGCCACCUGUAUGCAUCCCUCCCCAGCCUCAUGGAGCAGCCUCUUGCCCUGACUAAGAACAGCAGUGACACAGGAAGGUCAGCUGUGGAGCGGCAGCAGAACCGGCCCUCCGUCAUCACCUGUGCAUCUGCCGGCGCCCGCAACUGCAACCUCUCUCACUGUCCCAUCGCACACAGUGGCUGUUCUGCGCCUGGGUCUGCCAGCUACCGGAGACCACCCAGUGCGACUGCCACCUGUGACCCUGUGGUGGAAGAGCACUUCCGUCGGAGCCUGGGCAAGAACUACAAGGAACCAGAGCCAGCACCUAACUCCGUGUCCAUCACUGGCUCUGUGGACGACCACUUUGCCAAAGCACUAGGUGACACAUGGCUUCAGAUCAAAGCGGCCAAGGACAGCGCAUCCAGCAGCCCAGAGUCAGCCUCACGCAGGGGCCAGCCAGCCAGCCCCACUGCCCACAUGGUCAGCCACAGUCACUCUCCCUCUGUGGUCUCCUGAAGGGGGGAGCCACCCUUCCACCACACAGGAAUCUGCAUGGUUUGCCUGAGCUUUGAACAGUCAGUGCUUAAAAAAAAAAAGCAAAAAGAAAAAAAACAAAAAAACAAAACAAAACAAAAAAAAAAAAAAAAGAAAGAAAAAAAUCCCGGGUUGGGGGGUGGGGGGAUGGUUUAUUCGCAAAACCAUGUUGUCUGGACUUUUGUUCUGCUCUGUUUUAUACUUGCUUGGUGUUCAUACAAGGGGCCUCAUGUGGCAGCAGAACAGCACGGAGCAUUAUGUCCAGCAGAGCAUCCUUGCUUCCUGCCCUGGCUACCAAAGAAACUUCUGCAGGUCUGCCGCCUGGCAGCCGGGACCCUGCGGCCCUUUCUCAGUCACAAGCCAUGAUGACAUGGGGAUCCGGACGCUUUGUGCUCUUAGCUUUUGAGGCUGGGCCUGCACAGCUUGGCUUCCACCUGGGGGCUGGCUCCGUCUGCAUUUGCAUGUGUCUGCCUGAAGAGAACUGUCCUGAUUUGCACUAGGGAGGGCAGGGCUGCCUGCUGGGCAGUACUGAGGGCAAACUGCUAGGGAACACUUCUGACCUUGUGUGCUUGCAUUUGUUGCUGAACUUGGAAGGUCUCUAGCAGGUUCUAGGUCUUUCUCUAGGCUUGAGGUGCUCACAGCUGGACUGCAGACUCCCCCGACCAUGGGCAUUUACCGUCUCUGAACACUGCAGUUUGCGAGGCUGGUGCCGAGGCUGGAGGACUCUGUAGUGCUUCUGACAUGGUGCAUGUCUCAAAGAAAAAAAAAAAAUAGCUGGUUUCUAUUGACUAAGCCCAGACUGUAGCACUGACUGGCUUCUUGUCGGCAUUAGCCUGUUUCGUCAGUCUCAGCCCUGGAUACAUUCACUGCUGGCACAGCUGUGCUUCUGAGAUGAGUCAACGCUCGCUCUGCUCCAAAGAGGAGCGCACAGCCAGUGGGUGUGGCAGGCUGGGGAAGCCCGUUGCUGCUCAUUUUCUGCAUCCUGGGCUGGGGACUUGGAGUUCAUGUCUUUAGACUCCUUGAUACACAGACUGCUCCUUUCCAACUCCUGGCCAAACAUCAGGUGCCUGACAGCCUGCAGCACGGAGCUGCGUGCUCGUCCUCCUAUGCUGGGGCCAAGGCUGUACACAUUCCUCUGACUAUACAGUUAUUCCUGCACCACUAUUCCUGCACUAUUAAUAGCUACUAACUAGACAUUAGAAGCCAGCAGGACAGACACGGCUGGGGAUGCCUAACAGCUGCUGCUCCUCCCAGCCUUGAGCAUUUCUGUCCCCUGGCCUGGCCCACCUAAGGGCGUCACUUGGCCAGGAGCUCCUUCCUCACAAAGCAUUAUGGACUCCUGCACGUGGGAGCCCAUGGGGCUGACUUUCAGUAGGAGGAAACAGGUUAGCUGUUGAACUUGGGAAAUAGGCACAGGUGGAAAGGUGGGGACUGAUUCCCGUAGUCGCAGGGUGACUACUGGCCUUUACAAACAUGGACAGCCCUCCUCCUGCCCCGCACAAGGUUCACUCCACUCUCCUGGGCUUCCAAGCUUGGCAUUCAGGCCCUUAUAUUUUCUGUAGGAAAAAAAAGAAUUGUUCAGAACACUUUUUUUAUAUAGGUAAUUUUAAAGACCAUCAUUACGCUGUGCGUAAAGAAUGUACAGAGAAAUUUGUAGGUAUUUUUUGAAGAACAAUUAAUUUGUUAAUGAUAUGUAGCUAUUUAAUUUUCCCUUUCCCAUCGUAAUCAUUCAUUGUUGUUGUUGUUGGGAAAAGUUGACCUUUUUUGUCGUGUGUGUCUGUAAUCGUGCAGGUACACAGUUACUCCACGGCGACACUGCGUCCGCAUUAACAGCCACUAGUUUGCUAUUCUACAGGCCACUGAGGUUGUCACAGGAAAACAACCAUGCCUCGGACUGGCUCUGUGGGCAACGGGCCUCAGAUACCCGUCGGUGAGCGGGUCAUCGCUGUUGGGGGAGGGAGGAGAUGGCCGUGCGGGUUGCUGGUCCCUGGUGCACUGACCUAUCUGGAAUAGGUCGUGCCCUGGAGCGGGAUACUGCACACAUCAGCUGAGGAGUGCGCCGUCCUGCCUGGGCAGGAGCUUGUGGCCUCCCCAGAACCAAGCCAUCUAUGUGCGUGCUGACCCCUCUCUGUGUUUGUAAAUCUGUAAAAUACCAUUUUCUGUGGCCUGUUUUUUUUUUUUUUUUUUUUUUUUUUUCCUGGAAGAAGAAAAGAAAAAGGUUUGGCAGGCCAUCUUUUUUUUUUUUUUUUUUUUUUGUACUUAAAAGUAGCCUUAAGAACAGUAAUAAAGUGCUCUUAAACCAA
Messenger RNA from Rattus norvegicus (Norway rat), 5279 nucleotides. It is a transcript of the gene Vgll4, whose product is annotated as vestigial-like family member 4. The record is from RefSeq and is a predicted model, not a curated record. NCBI's taxonomy places the organism in Eukaryota, Metazoa, Chordata, Mammalia, Rodentia, Muridae. Gene Ontology annotation, biological process: regulation of DNA-templated transcription.